Molecule: messenger RNA, 2840 nt
Organism: Thalassophryne amazonica
Lineage: Eukaryota; Metazoa; Chordata; Actinopteri; Batrachoidiformes; Batrachoididae
Product: RNA pseudouridylate synthase domain-containing protein 2-like
Biological process (GO): pseudouridine synthesis
Molecular function (GO): RNA binding; pseudouridine synthase activity
Source: RefSeq, a predicted model, not a curated record
AUGCACUUUGUCGAUGGAGGAGACAAAUUUAGCCUCAGAGACGAAAGGACCGGAGUCCAGGGAGGACACGGCGGCCAAACUGUCGUCCGGACCGGAAAACGCAAAAGCGACGAGACGGAAGAAACGGAAAAAAAUAACCGAAGAAAGAGACAGAGAGGGGCCAGAGGGAAGAAGCUCCGUGCGGGCGAGAGAUACGUUCCACCUCCGCAGAAGAGGAACCAGGGAGUGAGCUUCAGUCGGGAGCAUUUUAAAGAGACGGAGUACUACUUCGAGGGCGGCCUCCGCAAAGUGCGACCUUACUACUUUGACUUUACGUCAUACUGCAAAGGACGCUGGGUCGGGAAAAGCCUGUUGGAGGUGUUCAAGAGCGAGUUCAGAUCAGAGCCAGUGGAGUACUACCAGAGGGCCGCCAAAGAAGGCCGAAUCCGGCUCAACGACUUACCUGUGAAGGAUCUGUCUGUAGUACUCAAGAAUAACGACAACAUGAGGAACACGGUGCACCGACAUGAGCCGCCCGUGGUUGGCACACCCCUGCAGGUCCUGGUGGAUAACGGGGAUGUAGUUGUUGUUGACAAGCCUCCUUCCAUUCCCGUUCACCCGUGCGGCCGAUUCCGCCACAACACUGUGAUUUUCAUUCUGGGAAAAGAGCACGGCCUCUCUGAACUCCACACGGUCCACAGACUGGACAGGCUCACAUCUGGGGUGCUGCUGUUUGCCAGGACCUUGGAGACGUCAAAGAAACUGGACCAGCUGGUCAGAGACAGACAGGUUGAAAAGGAGUAUGUGUGCCGAGUGGAGGGAGAGUUCCCAGAAGGUGAGCUGAUCUGCGAAGAGCCCAUCCUGGUCAUUUCAUUCAAAAUCGGCAUAUGCCGAGUUGACCCCAAGGGAAAAGAGUCCCAAACAGUCUUCCAGAGACUUAGUUUUAACGGUAAAACCAGUGUGGUCCGCUGUUUACCCCUGACUGGCCGCACACACCAGAUCAGGGUCCACCUCCAGUACCUGGGCUUCCCCAUCCUCAAUGACCCCAUCUAUGGAUCCUCAGCUUGGGGCCCUCACAGGGGUAAGGGAGGACAGGUGGGGAAGAAUGAUGAGGAACUACUGCAGGCUUUGGUAGAGGGUCAUCGUACUCAAGAAAGCCUACACCUGCUGGAUAUUCCAGAUGGUGGCAUUGAAGCUGUACAAGAGUUGCUGAACGACAACAAAGUGUCUGAGGAAACAGAAAGCACGUCUGAACCUGAUAAAAGCAGAGAACGUCAGCAGAAACAGGUAGAUUUGUGUGACGGUGGCAAAGAGCAGGGCGCACAGGUGCAGAAAGACCGCAGUGACACGGUGAACCCGACGAGUUCCCACUGCGUAGAUGAUAACAUCCCACCCCGUGAAGAACCUCAGUGCAGUUUACCCGACGCAUCAAGUGGAAAUCAGACGCAAGCUCCGGGAACUCAAGACCCCCUGUGUAAAGAAUGUAAGCUUGUAAGACUGGAUCCCACUGAGAAAGAGCUCCUUAUGUAUCUCCACGCGUUGAGCUACAAAGGACCGGAUUUUGAAUAUUCAACAUGUUUACCAGAUUGGGCCAAAGAUGACUGGGUUGAAGCUGAUUAAUGCAGACCAACUCGUUUCAAUCACGACUGUUGAAUCAAAGUGUCGACGGAUGUCCUGUAAGACAUUUUGCUUGGAAGCUGUUGUCAUUUUUUAUUUUAUUUUUUUUGUACAUAUAAAUGCCUUACUAUAAUUAAUAGUUUAAUCUAUUUUAGCACCUUUCCAUGAGAGAGGGUGUUGAGAAAAUAAGCUUAGUUGGAUUUUUUUCACUUUAUAUUGAGUUUUUAUCGCCCACCCCCUGCCCCAACAGGUACAUAGGCAUCACCCUGUCCAUCUGUAUGUCCAUAAGUCCUAUAACGUGCAACUCCUAAGAAACCAGUCUGUGGAUUUCGGUGAAACGUCGCACAAUAGUAGCAUGCCAUAUGAAGACAUGCAACAAGGCAAAUAAUUCUGCUCCACCAUCUUUGUUUUUUAGAUAUAUUUGUCCUUUGUAUGUAUAAAACGGGCCAGUUGGGCUCUUCAGUACAGAGGUUGACCAGUUUCAUCAGAAAAUAUGUGCGACGUCUGAUAUACUUGUAUAAUACAGACAAACUGAGUCAUUUUUGUGAGCUUAAUUAAACAGCUCUUUUUAAUAACAAAAUAUCAGUUUGCAUUCAUUUUAACCUUAAGAUUGGUAACCCCUCAGAUAACUGCUUCAUAUUUUGAAUCGAAAACUUAAUUGAUUGGUAUCUUAUCCUGCCGAGAGAUUUAAUUGAUUGGUAUCUUAUCCUGCCGAGAGAUUUAAUUGAUUGGUAUCUUAUCCUGCCGAGAGAUUUCAUUGAUUGGUAUCUUAUCCUGCAGAGAGAUUUCAUUGAUUGGUAUCUUAUCCUGCCGAGAGAUUUUUAAAGUGGAUGAGAACUCAUUUAGGAGUUAUUACAGUUAAGAUGUCAAUGCCAAACGAGAUCUGAGGAGAAAGCUGGACAUGAUCAUGCUCACCGGCACAUUUGACACGGAGCUCUCCUUGUUGUCUUAAAAACGAUCGACCCCCUUAAAGGCAUUAUUUCAUCACAUUUUGGACUAUAAAGAUGACUCAUUUAAAUUUUGCGAUGGACUCGCUCAUUGCACAAACAUACAUUUAUAGUGGAGUGUUUUGAAAGACAUUUGGCACAUCAUGCUUUAGAUGUUCUGAGACUCGUGUGGUAGGUGCAGAUGGUUAUUAAAGGCUUUCUGGUCCUUAAAUACUGCCUUUCUAUUUUACAGUGAUGCAACAUGGUUUGUAUACUAAAUCUCAUUCCAGCAUCUUUCCAAAAUAAAAAAUAAAAUAA